Molecule: messenger RNA, 1218 nt
Organism: Capra hircus (goat)
Lineage: Eukaryota; Metazoa; Chordata; Mammalia; Artiodactyla; Bovidae
Gene: CCL22
Product: C-C motif chemokine ligand 22
Exons: 3
Coding region: 39-320 (93 amino acids)
Biological process (GO): G protein-coupled receptor signaling pathway; lymphocyte chemotaxis; neutrophil chemotaxis
Cellular component (GO): extracellular region
Molecular function (GO): CCR chemokine receptor binding; chemokine activity
Source: RefSeq, a predicted model, not a curated record
UGAUUGUAGACACCUGAGCUGGGAUACAGGUCAAAACGAUGGCCAGCCUGCAGACCCCUCUCCUGGCUGCUCUCAUCCUCCUGGCUAUGACACUUCAAGCAACAGAGGCAGGCCCCUACGGUGCCAACGUGGAGGACAGCGUCUGUUGCCGGGACUACAUCCGUUACCCUCUGCCCCUGCGUUUGGUGAAAUAUUACUACUGGACUUCAAAUUCCUGCCGGAGGCCUGGCGUGGUCUUGCUGACCAUGAAGGACCGAGAGAUCUGUGCUGACCCCAAACAGCACUGGGUGAAGAAGAUUCUCCAGAAGCUGAGCCAAUGAGGCAGGCCCUGCGCUGAUGACCGUGGCCUUGGUUCCUCCAGGAAGGCUCAUGGAUCCCCACCUCCCUCCUGUUACAGCGGCUUCCUGACAUGAGCCUGUGCCAACAACUCUCUCAGUGCUGAGAGAUCUUAAUCCCUGCAGCUGUCACCCUCAGUCAAGCCUCCAGCUGUGACUCUCAUCUCCCCUCUUACCCUCCAACCCACCCUCUGCCCCACCAAAGCCAGAGGACCCACCACCCUGGUCAGUCACUCCUCCACUCCAAACCCUUCCAUGGCUCCCCAUUGCCCUCAGCUGAGGCCAGAGCUCCUGAGCCUGGCACCUCAGUCUCUAGUCCUGCCUCAUUUCCCUUCAUGCAUGUUGGAUUCCAGCUCUCUGUUCUCCCAACCCAUGUCAUACCUUUCCACUUCUGGCUCUUUUCCUGGGCUGCUCCUGACACCCAGAAUGUCCUUCCAUUUUCUGCACCUGUCUGCCCCCAUCUGUCCUCCAGGGCAUCAUCACUCACCCUAAGCAGCCAGUAAUUGAGAUUCAGUUUUUUAAAUUUCCAUGGGCUCUCUGCCUCCCUUUAACAACACUGAUCGCCAUCUGCCCAGAAUUCUUGGGACUUGGGAGCUUGUUCUCCAGCCCUCCCAGCUAGAUCAGCAUCCACACCUGAGUUACUUUGGUCUCCUGGCCUCCAGCACAAGCACAGGGGCUGGUUCAGAAUCAGAGCUCAGAAAGAGGCUGCAGACUGAGUCAGUAAAAGUAGUUUCUCUCUCCUGCUUCCCAAAGGCUCUUAUGCAUCAGCACAGAGACUUAGGAUCAUCUAGAGAAGGGCUCGGAGAAGGCAAUGGCACCCCACUCCAAUACUCUUGCCUGGGAAAUCCCAUGGGUGGAGGAGCCUGAUAGGCUACAGUCUAUG